Messenger RNA from Aspergillus calidoustus, 1752 nucleotides. The record is from the annotation of a GenBank genome assembly. Lineage: Eukaryota; Fungi; Ascomycota; Eurotiomycetes; Eurotiales; Aspergillaceae.
AUGUCCCCGGCAGCGCAAGGCAUUGUCUCCCCAUCUUUCUCCUUAUAUCAGAAAGUCUUCUGGGGUGAGAAGAUGGCCCAGCUAGCACCACCAGUCGAAGACGAGACCAAAACACCCCAUGUCCGUCCUGCACAGGAGGGCGACUCAAUCGCCCUAGGCGAUGCCACCCAGCAGCAAUCCACCCAACGAGCCCUCACAUCCCGGCACGCAAUCUUCAUAGCCUGGGGCGGAACCGUCGGAACAGGACUCUUCAUCACUACAGGCAAAACGCUCGCCACCGGCGGGCCGGCCUUUCUUGUCAGCAGCUAUGUCCUCUUAAGCAUCUUCGUCUACUCUAUCCUCACCGGUAUCACCGAGUACGCCACCUACCUCCCGGUCCGAGGCGGUUCGAUGAGCCACUACGGCACACGCUUCGUGUCCCGGAGCCUCGGAUUCGCGAUGAGUCUGCUAUACAUCUACUCUUUCUCGCUACUAGUGCCGUUCGAGCUUGUAGCGACGGCGCAGAUUAUCGACUACUGGAAUCCUGGGGUAAACAAUGCAGUAUGGAUCAGUAUCCUUCUGGUGCUACUAGUUACUCUGAACGUGCUCCCAGUGCGUUUCUAUGGCGAAGCCGAGUUUGUCUUCGCGGGCGUAAAACUUCUUACUAUCGUCGGCUUGUUGCUCCUAUCAUUCGUCCUAUUCUGGGGCGGCGGGCCGAGCCAUGAAAGACUAGGAUUCCACUACUGGAAAGACCCCGGCGCAACAAAGACCCUCAUCCUCGAUGGAGACAAGGGGCAGCUUAUUGCCGUAAUCGCGACCAUGAUAAGCAGCGCGCUCCCCUUCACCUUCACACCGGAAAUGGUCGUCGGAACAGCCGGGGAGAUCAAGUCCCCAAGAAAGAAUAUCCCAAAGGUCAAGCGACAUUUCCUGUACCGACUAAUCGUCUUCUUCGUCGGAAGCACUCUGGGUAUCUCUGUGAUAUGCCCCUCAAGUCUGUCCUCUCUUACAUCUGGCGGCUCAGACGCCUCCUCUUCCCCCUGGGUCGCCGGUAUUCAAAUCGCCGGUAUCCACGGCCUCGACAGCGUCAUCAACGCCGUAGCCCUCGUCUCCGCAUUCUCAGCGGGGAAUGCAUUCCUCUACCUCGCUAGCCGUGGCCUCUACACGAUGGCGCUAGAAGGCAGCGCCCCAGCCAUAUUCAAGCGGUGCACCUCCAAGGGCGUCCCGAUAUACGCGGUGGCAACGACAGCCUCGACAUCCCUGCUCGCUUAUAUGAGCACGAGCGCCUCCUCAAGCAACGUCCUCAACUGGCUGCUGGACCUGGUGAACACAGGCGCAUUCCUAUCCUGGGUCUGCUGCUCGGUUAUCUAUCUGCGAUUCCGGCGCGCUUGCGACGUGCAAGGUGUGCCCAGUGUAGAGCUCACGCAGAGAUCGUGGAUGCAGCCGUAUGCCUCGUGGCUUACGAUUUUCGUCUUUGGUUUUCUGACUUUGCUGAAUGGGUUUACGGUCUUCUUUCCCGGCCAAUGGUCGCUCGAGAGGUUUCUGCCGUCGUAUAUUGGCCUGCCAGUUUUUGUGGGAGUAUAUCUUGGGCAUCGGGUUGUGCACUGGAGGGAGCCUUGGGCAGUGCAGUCGGAGCUUGUGGAUUUCCGGGUCCAGCUGGAGGAAGAGGGUGAGGAGGGUGAGGAGGGUGAGGAGGGUGGAUGUCGAGACCGAGAGGAUGUUGAAGGUGCGCGGUCUUGGCUGCACCGCGUGCGAAAUGUAUUGAGCAAGACUUAG